AUGGGCGACGGCUGCUGGAAUGUGCUCAAAGUCAUCUACCUUGAGAAGUCCAUUUCCUCCACUGCCAUCCAGUGGGCGUUGGCAAGGGUGCGUGGACAUCAUGUGCACUGGCACAGACUGGAGGACAAGUCGUCGAACACCCUGCUCAAAUCAUCAUCAAACCUGUGGUCACCUGAGAAUGACGAGCUUGCAGAGGGCAUUCGUUACAUCAACUCCUUCGCUCCCGACUGCGACGCUCGCAAUGAACAGACCUACUGGAUCUUGACGAACAUCAAGCCUGACUCCGGCACCCCCCUGGCAGGCUGGCCAGAAAUCAACGUCAGGAACAUGUGCCAAAAUAAGUCUCGUGGUGUUUCCGGGCCCGUUCCCAAGAAUGAGUUCCCACUUACGACUGCAAGCCUCAGCGUCGCCUUCGCGGAGAACAUUCUGCCGCUGGUGUACCCCCUCCUCUUGAGCGCGCCAGCAUCAGGAGUCGGAAAGACGCCUGCCAUCAUCACCAUGGCCAUGGCUAUCGGCCGCUAUCAUGUCCGACGCCUGGGUCUACACGGCGUAAAGCCUGGCUGGAGACGAGGGAAAUCUCUUGACAACUUUAGGCAGAGAUCACCACAGAUCCAGGAAGCACUCUUCCUGGACGACCCUUCAGGGCGACGUCUGGACAUGGCCGACCUGAAGUCUUUUGUCACAACGGAUGAGGACGGCACGGUCAGUGGCCGCUACAACGAUGGCCGCCUGACACGCAAUCAGUUCCGGGCUCUUGCGUCCAACGAUACAGGUGAUGAGCCUCCAGGCGUUCUACCGUCAGAAGGACAUACUUGCAGUUCUCAAAAGAUGUACUACAUUCGUCGUCUGCCCUCCGAACGCCCCGAUGCCAUAGUCCAUCGAAUCACCAAGGGCGACAUCCACAAGGAUAUGCUGGCCGAGAAAGAUAAGCACCUCUACAACACUUACAAGAAUGGCUUGACGGUCUAUGGGGCCAGUCAUGCAGCUGAGAUCGAGCAAGAACAGGCCAUGAUUGAUGAGCGUGCAGAAUACUUGGCUGGAUUCCCCAACGUCAAGAAUUACGUCCAGGAUUGCAACAACGCCCUGCAGACAUGGCUUCGACCUGUUCGUGUUCUUCCAAACUCGCCCGAUUCGCCUCAGCAGAAUGGGGAAGAAGCAGCAGGUGACCUUCGCCUCUCACUGUACAUUGGCAGUGGACCUAAAGCCAAUCGGGUGGACCGCGCCUCGUUCGUCAUUCCAGAGACUCUCGUGCCAGAAAUCGAGCCGGACGAGGAGGUGCUUGGCGUGGUCAUGAGAAAGCAGAUCACCAAGAAGAAGCCAUCUUGCCUCUUUCCGUUCGCGAAGAAGGGCAAAACCCGCUUUCUCUUGAAGGACAACUUGACGAAAACGCCGACAAGUAACAAGGUCCAAACGAAAAAAUGGCGAAAGACGCCUUACGUCAAGAACCCCAUCAAGAUCCGUGUUGACCGCUUGAGAUGGAAGAGGAACUUGAAAGACUUCAUCGGUGUCGACGAGGAUGCGACGGUCAAGCUCCUCACCGAAGACGGCCUGCUGCCGGACUGGACUCGCAUGAAGUGUCCUUUCUGCAACCUGGGGGCUGUCUCAGGCCUUCAGUCCAGGGGACGGUUGACUCCACGACACCGCUGCAGACGCAAAGCCUGCCAGAAGUUCAUCCUUCCCCAACAUCUGCAUCCCAUCUUCACAUCAAACAUGCACAAGGCACUCGAGAGCAUGGAGAAGAAGCUAGCCACUACAAGGAAGUGUGUCAUAGAUGCAGAGCAAGCCCGCAUGGUGCUCGGGAACGGCAAGAGCACGAAGUGGACGGAGGUAGAAGCCGUCUUCGACAAGUGCUUGAUCGCGGCAGAGGAUGCUCACAACCCCAACAAAACCAUGAAGUGGGAGCAGUGGUUGGGCAUGGUGCCCCGCCCAGGAGCCGUGCGCAAGGAGGAUUGGGCCAAGAUCGCCAGCAAGUGGCUUAAAGAUCGCUCGAUCAUCUUGCACACUGACAGUGCUCGGAGCUAUCGGACUAAGAUCCGUGGGGUACUCCAUGAUGCUGUUGUUCACCAGAAGAAGAAUCUGCUCCGUGGAGGAAAAAAGGUUUGGAAACCCCCCACCUUCGUUCGCUUAGCAAAACACAAGCUCCCCAACGGGCGCAAGAUCACCGUCAAGGCUGGCACACAGGUGAUUGACCGGGCCUGGCGCUUCCUGAAAGAGCGAGUAAAGAUCAAUCAAAACACCAAGACCGGAUCCCACCAGCUAACCGCGAAGAUCAGGGCUGCCCAAUAUGAGUAUUGGCAGCGGGGUAUAUAA
This is a messenger RNA of Symbiodinium necroappetens, 2310 nucleotides long. NCBI's taxonomy places the organism in Eukaryota, Dinophyceae, Suessiales, Symbiodiniaceae. The record is from the annotation of a GenBank genome assembly.